Paramecium sonneborni is the source of this 4284-nucleotide messenger RNA. Lineage: Eukaryota; Ciliophora; Oligohymenophorea; Peniculida; Parameciidae. The record is from the annotation of a GenBank genome assembly.
AUGGAAGGGACAAAAUUUCAUUAAUUUAGGAACUCUUAGACUCCUAAACAUUCACAUUAAAAUUCAGAAAAAAUUAUAUCCAUCAAAUCCAACAAUUAACAACAAUCUAUUAGAAUGUAGACUGAUACAAAUUAAACCAAUAUCAAAUCAAGAAUUGAAAAAUCAAAAACCAUCUCAUAAUCUGUAUCUAUUUUUAUUCAUUUCAAAUAGACUUACUAUUAAUCUCCUAUUUUAAAGGAUAUAUAACUUUAAUAUAUUGAUAAAUUGAAAAAAAUGGAUAAAAACGAUUUUUUUGCUUAAUUGAAUAGUUAAGACCCAUAUAAAUAUCCUAAAAAAUUAGAAGGCCUUUAGUUUGUUCCCUCUAAUAGUAAAUUUUAUCAAUAGAAAAGGUAGAAAUCUCUUAAGCACAGGUCAUUUUACCAACAGAAUUAACAGACAGAAAUAUCCAAUUAACUAAGUUUUCAUCAAAUCUAACAAAAAGAGUAGUCAAAGAUAAAAUUCAUAGAGGAAUUCCACUUAAGUAUUCAAUACUAUAAUAUUCUAUUAGACAUGAUGUUAAAGCUUUAGCUGAAUGGACUGAUCUUAUGCUAGAAUAAGCUAUUGAAAAAAACUAAGGACAAUCAGCAAAUAUGUAUGAAGAUUUGUAAUAAAUUUUCUCAUUAUGCUUAAAAGAAUUAAUAAGAUAGAUUUCCUUUGAUUGUAUUGAAAAAAGGUUUUAUUUCAAAAUCAUUAUUAUAGUGUUUUAUUAGAGAAAAUAUGGACAUAAUACGUAGACAUUAAUACAUCAGUUUAUCAAUCUAUUCUCGAUUAAAAUAAUAUCUUAGAAAAAGAUCAUUUAUCUGAAGUUAUGAAAACACAUUAAUUAUAUCAAGCUGAAAUAGAUAAAUUUUUAAUUAUUUAAAAAAAAUAAAAAGCUGAUAUGGAUUCUGUAAUGGCAAGAUUUAUUAAAUUAAAAGAUAAUACAAAAUAUUUAAAAAAAAAUAAUAGAUAUUUAACCACUUAGAUAAGAAUUUAAAAGACUGAAAUCUAAGAAUUAAAGAAUGAUAAUAAAUAAUACUUAGAUUAAAUUGAAAAAAUUACAGAUGAAUUACAUGAUUAUCAAAAAAAUGUUCAAAUAUAAUUUGAAUAAUUUUAUUUAUAGACUCAAAAAUAAUAAAAAAGUGAAAAGAUUCAUGAUCAAGAAAAUUAAUCAAAAUAAAAAUUAAUAAGAGCUGGUACAGAAAGAAAAUUAACAAUUCAUUAAAUUCCAUAGCUUCCAGAAAUAAAACCUAUUUAGAGAACAAGUUAUUUACAAUUAGAAAAAGUUGAUACAGAUUAAGAAAAACUUUAAAAAGCAUUAAAUGAUAGUCUAUCAGUUGGAGAUCUUGAAAUUUUAUUAGAUGAAAAAGAAACAGAUACGAAUGAUUUAAUUUAAAUUUUAUCUUUAACAAAAGAUGUAGAAAUCUAAACUAUUGAAAGAAAUAAAUAAUAAAUUUAUAUACCUAAGUAUUUAAUAAAAUUAAUUCAAUAGAUUUGAAAUAAAAGAUAGAAGGUAAUAAAUUACAUAAACAGAAAUCUCAUCAUUAAAUAAAAUAUCAAGAGGUGUAUAAACUGAUCUAUCUGAAGAGUUUAAAGAAUCUAUUAGAAUAGAAGAGCAACAUCUUGAAUUAUUAUAUGCAGCAAUUUAAAAGGCUAAAGAUUAAUACUAAAAAAUUUAUAAUUAGACUUAAAAUUGUGAGGAGAAUCCAUAAUUUGAAGAACUUUUUGGAAAUUUAGAAGAAUUUCGAAGUAAAUUUAGAGAGAAUCUUUAUCAGGAAAAAGAUUUUCGAACAAAUUUGAUUUUAGUAAAUAGUACUUUUAAAGAUGAAAAUAAUAGAAAAGAAGAGUAACUUUAGUAAUAUGUAAAUAUUUUAUUUAUAUUUAGUAAAAACGAAUAACUGAACUAGAAAAAAAUAAUGAUUUAGCAAAUCAAGAGAUGGUUGAAUUAGAAGCAUAAUUAGAUUUAUAUGAAAAAGUAAUGUUAAUAUUUUUAUAAAUAGAUGAAUGAAAAAAUUGAAAAGAAGUAUUAACGAAUAAAGUCUGUGAAAUCAACUUUAAUUGCUAAAACAUAAAAUUUAGUUGUUUAAUUGACUUAAACACAUAAAUUUGCAGAAAUUAUGAAAAAAAAAAUUUAGGAUAAGAGAAUGAGUACUUUAGUUCCUAAUUAAAGUACUCCAAAAUCUCGAUUUUCCACAGUUUAACCUUAAAUCUAACACUAAAAUUCAAUUACAAGCACACCUCAAAUUAUUAUUAAUGAAUAAACAGAGUAUCAAAAUUAAUAAGAAAAAUCAGAAAUCUCUAAUAAUGAAGUUAAUUCUGUUAAAUAAAAAUAAUUUAGAGGAAGUGUUAUUUAAUAAUAAUAAUAAUAAUAAUAAUAAUAAUAAUAAUAAUAAUAAUAAUAAUAAUAAUAAUAAUAAUAAUAAUAAUAAUAAUAAUAAUAAUAAUUAUUAUUAUAAAAUAUUCUAGAAAUACCUUCAUCAUAAAAUGAGAAAAAUUAAAAUUCUUAAUAUAAUAUUUCUGUGAAUUAAUUUUAAGAUAAUUAAGCAGUUUAAUAAUAGUUUACUUAAUAAUAGACAAAUUAAUUUUUAAGUGAGGAUGUAAAAUAAUAUUUAAAUUAUUUAGGAUUCGAUUGAUUUUUAAUAAAAUGGAACAAGAAAUAAAAAUUAAAAUAAGCCAAGGCCUAGUUAGAAAUUAGUAAAAUAAUUUAGUUAUUUAAGCAAGCUCCAAUAAAUUAAGUAAAUAGAAAAGGAUCAAAGAUAUAAUAAAGAGGGUCUGUGAUGACAAAAGAGAAUGAUUAAAUGCAAUACUUCCAUGAUACUAUAUCUAAUUUUAUUAAUUCUAAUUUUUCUUCAACAGAAUCAGAUAGCGAUGAUUCUGAAUACAAUUUAAAAUUAGAAGAAAUAAAAUAGAGAAAAAAAUAAAUAAAUCAAACAAAAAAAUAUUAAUUUUCAUAAGCUCCAAGUAAAAUUAUUGGAACUAUAAAUUUUUAGAAUUUUAAAAUAAAUAAUCAAUUGAAAGUCCAGGUUUGAAUUAUUUAAAAACUAAUUUAAUAAAAUAACUUGCAACAAAAUUUGCAACAAAUUAAAAAGAAAUUGUAGCAAAGAUGAAAAAAGGAGCAGUAUUAAAAUUAAUACAAUAAUUUUAUGGGGAGAAAUUAAAAUAAAAUUAAAAUAAAUCAUCUUUACAUAUAUUAUGUUAUGAAUACUUUUUUAAUACAUAUGGUUUUAAGAAUAUUGCUGAAUAAAAAAUGAUUCAUUUUUAUGAAUCUAUAUUUGUCCAUAGAGAAAAUAUUAGAGUAAAUUUAUUUGGAAGAUUUUUAUAAUUAUUUAGUUCGUUAACUCUUGAUGAUUUAGAAAUAUAUAUAAAGACUUUAAAAUAAUUAGAUGAAGAAAAUUAGACACUUUACACAGAUAAAGUUAAAGUAAAAUAUAAUUUUAGGGUUAAUAUAUAUUGGUUGAGAAGGCAAUAGUAAUUUUAGAAACAAUUCAUAGUUAGAUUCCUUAGGAGUAUAGAAAUAAUAUAAUAUAUGAUAUAAAGAUGAAUUACAUAGAGAGAAAUAUGAGACCUUAUAUUGAUUAUGAUUAUUAUAUAAGUAGAAUAUUGACAGGUAAAGAUUAGAGAAUAAUAAAAAGGUUAUGAGAUAAUAAGGAAGAUGCAUAUGAAACAUUAUUAGGAGGUUUUUAAUUCAGCUGAUAUGGAUUUAGAUAAUAUGAUGGAAUAUUAGGAAUUUAAGAAAUUAUAUUAUUAUUUUGAAGCAAAUUAAGGAAAUUAGACUCCAAUAAGUGUAAUGGAGAGAAAAUUUUUAUCUAGAUGUGAUUUAAUAACUAAUAAUGAGGGAGAGAAAGCAAUGUCAUUUGAUAGAUUUAUAACAUUUUCAAUAGAGGAGAAUUUAUUUUCAGAAGAGAAGUUUACAAAUUUUGCUAAUAGUGUAGUAGAAUGGGAUAUGAUAAAGACAAUAGAAGAUUUAUAUAGAAAUUGGAAUGAUGUAAAAUAAAGAUUAGAAAAGAGAAUAUAAUAUGCAAUAGAUGAAGAGAUGGAAUAUUAAGUAAGUGUUCUAAAAAAGUUAGAUAAAGUAAAAGAUUAGAUAUAUUAAAUUAAUAGGCUUUAAAUUGUGAAGAUAAGAGAUAGAGUAUAUGGAUAUCGUAUAGAAUAAUAGAAAAUGAUACAAGAAAUCGAUAUAUAAAUAGAUUAGUAGAUGAUUUGAUUCCAAUUGAGUUCAAAGAAAUAAAAGAGGUGAUUGAUUAUUGUUAAGAUGAUAAUUAUUGA